This is a messenger RNA of Dalotia coriaria, 525 nucleotides long. RefSeq names its product phosphatidylinositol glycan anchor biosynthesis class P (gene PIG-P). Gene Ontology annotation, cellular component: endoplasmic reticulum. Gene Ontology annotation, biological process: GPI anchor biosynthetic process. Bases 1 to 480 code for a protein of 159 amino acids. The transcript has a single exon. The record is from RefSeq and is a predicted model, not a curated record. Lineage: Eukaryota; Metazoa; Arthropoda; Insecta; Coleoptera; Staphylinidae.
AUGCCAGAACACAUGCCAGGACCAACACCCAGCAGAGGUGUCUAUGGAUUAGCCAUGCACCUUGCCUUUCAAAUAACAUUCAUUGCCUUCAUCAUCUGGGCAGCUGUACCAGAGAAAUGGUUCCAUGAUCUGGGCAUUACAUAUCUACCCCAACACUACUGGGCAGUUGCAGUACCAAUAUUUGUCCUCACAGUAAUAGCACUUUUUGCAUUCAUAAUCUACCCAAGUUUAGGACUUUUAAUGACUCCUGAUAUUGAUAGUCUUGACACAAUCCAAGAUUCUCAUUCAAAAUUAUCAAAUGAUAGAAAAAAUCAUAUAAAUGUUGAUAAAAAGAGAAGAAUUCCAUGUGUUUGCAGAAAGCAAACAUUCUGCAUGAAACACAUCUAUGACACAAUGGAUGAUGCUGUAAUGCAGAGAAAUGCCAUACCAGGUGUGAGGGAUUUACACAUUGAAGAUGUUUCUGAAGAUCUUUAUUUGUAAUAAGGGAUAAAUAUGUAGAAUAUGAGUUGAAAGUUUUAAACAUAA